GAGUCCAGCAACCUGGUCGAUUAACUUGUGCAAGUGUGCAACAAGACAUCCUCAUAUUCCUAUCAACGUCCCGUCCACCACGCAAGGCGCUCCCGACGGCUCGAACGCUCGGUCCCAGCCACACUAAACCACCGAUGACAGUUCCGCAGAACUCGGGCGUACACCACUGCUCCGGACGGCGAUGGGACUCCUCUGAAGCGUCCGAAGUAUGAAGAAAACAAUCCGCUUUAUUCUGGAACGAUUAUACCGAAUUCCUCCAAGAUUUUAAGAUGGGGAGCAGUAAAACAGAAGUGAACUUGAGGAGGUUGCUCGCAGCUGCACCUCAGCAACAAAACCCGGCAAAACUUGCACAUUAUGUUGCUACAUUACGAGAACAGUUAGAACAACUGGCUGAAGAGAGAACUCCUGAAGGCUUACCAAGGGUUUCAAAGGCUAUGGUGAACGAUUAUUCGGAGAAGAUCGAAGUAAUCGCUUCCAAAUUAGCCCCAUUGGCUACUCAGCCUGGUAUGCAAGUAUCUGAGGAGCCCUUUGCAAAGACAACCAUCCAUGAAAGCCCCAAAACAGGAGCAGAAAAUCAUGUUCUUCCUACUCCUGGACUAAGGAGAAGAUUCGUGCCUGGAUCAAAUACUGAAGAUAGAAUUCAUGAAAAUGCCGAGGCUGUUUCAUCAGCACCUAUCAAACUCGAUGCUGCAGCACAAGCACACAUUGAAAAACACAGAAAGCUUCAAGAGGACUUGACUGAUGAAAUGGUUGGAUUGGCUAAGCAACUUAAGGACAGUAGUCUCAUGAUGAGCCAGUCCGUGCAAAACACUGAAAAAGUACUUGAUUCUACAGAGAAGGCUGUUGAGCAUAGCUUGGCAAGCACUGGCCGUGCCAAUACACGAGCAAUGAAGAUAUACUCUGAGACUUCCAAGACCACAUGCUUCACAUGGCUUGUGAUGUUUGCGAUGACAUGCAUUUUUGUCAUGGUUGUGCUUCUGAUUCGCGUAACCUGAAGUACUUGUUGUGUCAGCCAUCCUAAUCUUUCUUCCUGAGGUUUGUUCAACCCCAUCUUUGAGAUGAUAUUGGCAACCCCUUCGUAUGUAUAAGACUGUCCACAUAUGUAUGUCAAGAUACAGCGUUCAGAUCUUAGUAUAGUUGCACAUCGCCUUUACAUUUAAUGCACGAGACUCUGAUAAAUGGCCACCCACUUUCGAAAUUUACUUGUGUGUAAAUACGUUCUCCUUUCGUGUGGAGGAGACAGCGGUUUCCAAAGAGAUUCCCUUGCUUCA
Juglans microcarpa x Juglans regia is the source of this 1271-nucleotide messenger RNA. RefSeq lists its product as uncharacterized. Gene Ontology annotation, biological process: retrograde vesicle-mediated transport, Golgi to endoplasmic reticulum. Gene Ontology annotation, cellular component: SNARE complex; endoplasmic reticulum. Gene Ontology annotation, molecular function: SNAP receptor activity. Bases 270 to 995 code for a protein of 241 amino acids. The transcript has 8 exons. The record is from RefSeq and is a predicted model, not a curated record. NCBI's taxonomy places the organism in Eukaryota, Viridiplantae, Streptophyta, Magnoliopsida, Fagales, Juglandaceae.